Penicillium malachiteum is the source of this 3030-nucleotide messenger RNA. RefSeq names its product Sec23/Sec24 family protein. Gene Ontology annotation, cellular component: COPII vesicle coat; endoplasmic reticulum exit site. Bases 1 to 3030 code for a protein of 1009 amino acids. Gene Ontology annotation, biological process: intracellular protein transport; endoplasmic reticulum to Golgi vesicle-mediated transport; COPII-coated vesicle cargo loading. The transcript has 6 exons. The record is from RefSeq and is a predicted model, not a curated record. Gene Ontology annotation, molecular function: zinc ion binding; SNARE binding. Lineage: Eukaryota; Fungi; Ascomycota; Eurotiomycetes; Eurotiales; Aspergillaceae.
AUGGCUGACCCUUCCAUGUAUCACAUGGCCCAAUCUGCUGAGGACCCUUCUAAUCAGCACCCAACCGGCUAUCCUCCUACGGCGCCGCAACCUGGAGCUGUUAACCCCAAUGCCUCGCCUAAUCAGUGGUCCACAUAUGGAUCUCCGCAAUCGCAAUCGCAACCACUACAGCCCUACCCCGGUCAACCAGCCGGCAUGUAUAAUGCCGCACAGCAACCAAUCGCUGCUACCGCCGACCCGAAUAUGGCGGGCUUAGCCUCUCAAAUGGGUGGGUUGGGGAUUGCAGGAGAUGCUGGAGCUGCAGCUGGCGGAAGAGCACACAAGAAGAAGCACCGUCAUGCCUACCAUGAUAUUGGAACAGGAUCUGCCGCUGCCGCACAACCUAUGGGCGGUGCUAUGGGGGCUGGAGUGGCCGGGGUUGCUCAACCCACGUCUCAAUUCCUCAAUACAGGCUUGAACCAGGCUCCUCAGCCGGUGGCUCCAAUGGGAGGCGCUCAGUUUGGACAGCCCGGACAACCGUCAGCAGGAUUUACUUCGCAGCCCGGUCUUCAGGACGGUGCUGGAUCGGUGGCCACACAAGGUCGAGUUGACCCUGAGCAGAUUCCCAGUAUCCCUCGUUCACGCGACAUCCCCGCCCAAUACUAUUUCAACAAUGUAUACCCGACGAUGGACCGACACCUCCCUCCUCCCGCGGCGAUUCCCUUUGUUGCUCAAGACCAAGGCAAUUCCUCACCGAAGUAUGCCCGCUUAACCCUCAACAACAUCCCCGCAACAUCAGACUUCCUUUCCCAGACCGGCUUGCCACUGGGCAUGAUCCUACAACCGCUUGCGCCCCUCGACCCUGGCGAGCAACCGAUCCCUGUUCUUGAUUUUGGGAGUGAUGGUCCUCCGCGAUGCCGACGAUGCCGCACCUACAUCAACCCCUUCAUGGCCUUCCGAUCGGGCGGCAGCAAGUUUGUUUGCAAUAUGUGCACGUUCCCGAAUGAUACCCCUACCGAAUACUAUGCGCCGCUUGACCCAACUGGUGCACGCGUAGACCGUAUGCAACGACCUGAAUUGAUGAUGGGUACCGUGGAGUUCUUGGUGCCCAAGGAAUACUGGAACAAGGAACCUGUGGGAUUGCAGACUCUGUUCUUAAUUGACGUGAGUCGCGAGUCCGUUCAUCGGGGCUAUUUGAAGACCGUCUGUGAUGGUAUCGCAGAGGCAUUAUAUGGCGAGGAUGGUACGGCAGAUGGCACUGAAGGAGGAGAAUCCCGGAAAUUGCCAGCUGGAUCGAAGGUUGGCAUUGUCACCUUUGACAGAGAGGUGCAUUUCUAUAACCUUACGUCCACAUUUGACCAGGCGCAGAUGAUGGUGAUGACUGACUUGGAAGAGCCAUUCUUACCAUUGAGCGAGGGUCUUUUCGUUGAUCCGUACGAGUCAAAGUCAGUCAUUACUUCUCUAUUAAGCCGGAUACCUAGUCUUUUCGCCAAUAUCAAGAAUCCCGAGCCAGCCUUACUCCCGGCGCUGAAUGCUGGUCUUUCAGCCCUGCAAGCAACGGGUGGAAAGAUUAUCUGCUCGAUAGCCAGCUUACCCACGGCGGGUCCUGGGCAGUUGACAGUGCGCGAGGACCCUAAAAUCCACGGGACCGAUGCGGAACGCAAAUUAUUCACCACAGAUAAUCCUGCCUGGAAGAAGACAGCCAGCCAACUGGCCGAAGCUGGCGUUGGCGUUGAUUUCUUCAUUGCGGCACCUGGUGGAGUGUAUAUUGAUGUGGCGACUAUCGGACAUGUCUCGGCUACUACUGGAGGAGAGACCUUCUUUUAUCCCAACUUCCAUGCUCCUCGUGAUAUUGAAAAAGUACGGAAGGAGAUUGCCCAUACUGUCAAUCGAGAGACAGGUUACCAAGCUCUGAUGAAGGUGCGCUGCUCCAAUGGUCUCCAGGUUUCCUCUUACCAUGGAAACUUUGUGCAGCACGCUCUGGGUGCCGAUCUUGAAUUUGGUGGUGUCGAUGCCGACAAGGCCAUUGGUGUGAUCUUCAGCUAUGAUGGAAAACUCGAUCUCAAGCUGGAUGCCCAUUUCCAGGCUGCGCUGCUGUACACAUCUGCGGAUGGCCAGCGACGAGUUCGUUGCAUCAACGUUGUAGCUGCAGUCAAUGAGGGUGGCAUGGAGACAAUGAAAUUCGUGGACCAAGAUGCUGUGGUUGCAGUCAUCGCUAAGGAGGCGGCCACAAAGACACUGGAUAAGUCACUCAAGGAUAUUCGGGCUAGUAUUUCCGAGAAGAACGUCGAUAUCUUCAGCGGAUACCGAAAGGUCUUCUCUGGGUCCCAUCCUCCCGGUCAGAUGAUCUUGCCAGAAAAUUUGAAGGAGUUUUCGAUGUACAUGCUGAGCUUGAUCAAAUCGAGAGCAUUCAAAGGUGGCAACGAAUCAUCAGACCGUCGGGCUCACGACCAGCGUUUGCUACACUCAUUUGGUUGUACCGAACUCUCCCUUUACCUCUACCCCCGCAUUCUCGCUAUCCACAACAUGCAGCCGGAAGAUGGGUUCCCGAACGAACAUGGCCAACUUCAAGUCCCACCAACUCUACGUGCCAGCUACUCCAAAAUCGAGGAGGGCGGUGUCUACUUGGUAGAUAACGGACAGGCUGUGCUAUUGUGGCUCCACGCACAGGUCUCGCCCAAUCUACUGGAAGACCUGUUCGGGCCCGGUCAAAAUGAUCUCCGUGAACUCAGUGCCAACAUCUCCUCUCUCCCAGUAUUGGAUACUCACCUGAACGCUCAGGUCCGCAACCUUCUCCAAUACUUCGCAAGUGUACGUGGGUCUAAAGCCGUGACCAUCCAAUUGGCCCGCCAAGGCAUGGAUGGUGCAGAGUACGAAUUCGCCCGAUUGCUCCUGGAAGACCGGAAUAACGAAGCCCAAAGCUACGUGGAUUGGUUGGUGCAUACCCACCGCCAAAUCAACUUAGAGUUAGCCGGUCACCGCAAGAAGGAAGAAUCCACGAGUGAGGGUGCGUUGUCUAGUUUAUCGGCAAUGCGAGCGCCAUAUUGGUAA